CUCAGCAUACUAAGAUGGGCGUGGCUGGAGGUGGGGCAAUGAUCAUUCAAGGAGUUGUGUUCUCAAAGAGAUCAUCAUUAUCCAGCCCUCAACAGUUCAUCAUCAGGUGACAAGUCAUUAUCAACUGUGUAGCAAGAAAUCAAACUAAGGCUGUCAGAUGAGCAGCAGGGGGUAUGGAAGUGGUGGUGGGGGGACGAUACGAAGUGUCAUUAGACGAAAGGUGGCCAUCUCAUACGUGAUCAGAGACGUUGAGGAGAAGCUAAACCGAUCGGGUGUGAACAAGCUCUGCUUUGACCGCACCCACCAGCACCUAUACACAGCUGGUAGGGACUCAAUCAUUCGGAGUUGGGACCUCAGUCAGUAUUCCGGGAACAAUGAGAUUCCCCAUCUCAAGUCCUUUGAGCACCACACUGACUGGGUCAAUGACAUUGCCCUCUGUAUUGACGGCAAAUACAUGAUGUCUGCCUCCUCCGACACAACUAUAAAGCUAUGGGACACUAACAAAGGAUCGUGUGCGUCUACUCUAAGAACACACAAGGAUUAUGUGAAGUGUCUGGCUUACGCAAAGGAUACCGAGUUGGUGGCCAGUGCUGGCCUAGACAAGAACAUCUACCUCUGGGAUAUCAAGACCCUCACCUCUCUCACCUCUGCUAAUAACACCAUCACCACCACUACAGUUACUGGAUCAAAAGAGUCUGUGUACAGCUUGGUACUCAACGAUGCUGGGACUGUCCUCAUCUGUGGCUCCACUGAGAAGUUGUUGAGAGUGUGGGAUCCUCGUACGUGUGAGCGAUCAAUGAAACUGAAAGGACACACGGACAAUGUCAGAGCUCUCCUUCUCAACAGAGACGGAACAAUGUGUUUGUCUGGGAGCUCGGACGGCACAGUGCGGCUCUGGUCGCUAGGGCAACAGCGGUGUGUGGAAACGUUUCGAAUACAUGAAGAGGGAGUGUGGGCGUUGGCUGUGGACAAUGAGUUCACCACCUUCUACUCUGGAGGCAGAGACAAAAAGGUCUACGCUACUGAGUUGUUUGAAACUAGCCAAGAGUCCACACUGUUGUUUUGUGAGGAGUCUCCUAUACUGAGUCUGGCUCUGGACACUAGUGGAGGGACUGACUCUCUCUGGGUGGCUACCACAGAUACCAGUAUCAACAAGUGGUCUGUUGAUCCCAAACUCCUUAUUGAGGAAGGGGAUGGUCUCGUGAGUGGGGAGGAGUCAGAGGAAGAGGUGGUGAUCACUAAUAUAGACGAGCCAACUCCGUUCAUUACUAAACCUGUUGCCACUCUGCCUGGUGGCAGUAGCAUCAAGGACUUCCGUGUCCUUAACAACAGACAACAAGUGUUGACUAGGGACUCCAAUGAUAACGUGGCACUCUGGGAUGUGAUGCACGCUCGAAAGAUUAAGGAUCUUGGCCCUGUGAAUAUGGAUGAUGAGGCCGCACAAAGACAGGAGAAGUACUACACCCCUAACUGGUUCUCUGUCGAGGUCAAGACUGGGAUGCUGACAAUUCGCCUGGAAGAGAAUGAGUGUUUCUCUGCCUGGGUCAUUGGCUCCCGUACCAACGCAAAGGACGUGGCUUCAGACCUCAAGAUGAACCUUGGAGCUCUUCUACUGCAUGCCUUGUUCGAGCACUGGCCCUCUACCCACCCACAGCAGGAGGAGAAACACACAGACAAAGCCCCACUAGCUCCCUCCCCUCCACCCCCACCCCAGUUGGAGGAGCUGCUUGAGAUCUGUGCCGGCUGUGAUGCUGUGAUGUGGGAGAAACUGGCAGCUGCUCUCACCAUACCAGAGGAGGAGGUGGAGAGACUCAAGAACACUCACCCCAGCAAACCAGAGCUGUGUCUGGAGGACUUGUUCAAGAUGUGGCUGAAGGAGGCUGAGGAUGUGACGUGGGACCGAUUCUCUGAGAGUUUGGCGACCAUUGAGCAAACGGAGUUGGCUGAACGUGUUGAGGAGAGGCUGGUUCAGUAUCACGAGCAGCAGAAGACGGUGGGCAAGGAGACAGUGGAGUCGAGUGAUGUACAGGACUACUUGUACUUUGAUGUUCCUAAGCACACCCCUGUGAUCAUCGCAGAAUCAGGUGACUGUGGGACCACCCUCGUCCGUUUCCUGGCCGGUGAUGCCGGUGGUAACCAUGAGACAAAACAGCUCAACAACUCAUGCCCUGUUUGGGCCAUGGACAUUGUCUGUCAGAAAAAACUGCCUGGAGUCAUCAAGAUCAACUUCACUCUAGUCAAGGAGCCAAAGAAUAUCAAAGGAGGAAAAGAUGAUCGACUGUCAGCACAAGACCUGCUCUCCAUUAGAAAGGUACAGGAGUAUGUCUGUCCGAGGUUGUUUGGCAACAAAGAAGGGAAGGUCGACAAUCUGGAGGAACAGGCAGGGCAAGUGGAAGUACAGUGCAUGGAUCAGGUGCUUGACCCUGAGCUAGACCUGAGGACAGUGAAGUACUUCAUCUGGAAGAGCAGUGGAGAUGUGAAGCUGGUGUACAGGGAGAAGGUUGAUCCCUCUGUGCUUGAAGAGGCUCCAUUGAAUGGGGAAAAAACUGAACAGUUAGCAUCAAAUGAUUAGCUGUUGAUUUUUGUGUGUCGAUAUCCCCUAAAUUUCUGUGUUCAUUUUUAUGUGCAUGAUGUUUACUGUUGAGAUUGUCUAUUUCAUAAAUUUUCUUAAUAAUACAA
Messenger RNA from Halichondria panicea, 2679 nucleotides. RefSeq names its product WD repeat-containing protein 48-like. The coding region runs from base 158 to 2572 and encodes 804 amino acids. The record is from RefSeq and is a predicted model, not a curated record. Gene Ontology annotation, biological process: double-strand break repair via homologous recombination; signal transduction. Lineage: Eukaryota; Metazoa; Porifera; Demospongiae; Suberitida; Halichondriidae. Gene Ontology annotation, molecular function: ubiquitin binding. The transcript is spliced from 19 exons.